AUGGCAUUGAGCUCAGCCACUGCACGACCACCUUCUCCACCACAUUCGACAGACGGCAACGAGGUGCACGAGGAAACUCGAAUUUCACCAAGGACAGUCAUCAAACAGGACCCUUUCACACCCCCAAUGGCAUCCAGAUUGAUGGAGUCAGGUGUUCUUGCAGACAACUCAUAUGACCCGUAUGGUGACCCAACUUACUAUCAGACUGCUCCGACUGGAACAUACUAUCCUCCACCACAGCCAAUGCCAACAUCACAUCCUGUGUACGCUUCUCCUGAGACUGGCAACGGCAUUGGCAUUCAGACACGUAGCGGAAGGGCGCUUCGUUCUCCAUCAUCCCCUGACACACCUGUAUCAACGCGCCGAUCACAGUCACCCCGGGUCCGAGCCAGAAGAAACAUGAAGAGAAACAACAAAAAAGGUGGACCGGUACUUGAAGCGCCCCUCAGUCAGCUGACCAAGGACUACAAGACUCCAGUCCGGGACAUGUCAAUCUGGGUGCACCGUCCAGUGGAAGAGCGCAUGGCCGAGGUUGAGAGGAAGAAAGGAUAUGUCUCUCGACCCAUGAACUCAUUCAUGUUGUAUCGCAGUGCAUACGCCGACAGGGUCAAGCAGUUUUGCAAAGAAAACAACCAUCAGGUCGUCUCACAAGUCACCGGCGCAAGCUGGCCGAUGGAGCCGACAGAAAUCCGGGCCUUGUAUGAACAACUCGCCAUUAUGGAGAGAGACAACCACGCUGCAGCCCACCCAGAUUACAAAUUUGCGCCCAACAAGUCGGUCAAGAGGAGCCGCAACGACGAUGCUGCCAGUGACAGUGAUCCAGACUGGGAGGGCUCGACCAGGGGUUCCAAACGGAGUCGUAGCAUGCGUCGCUUCGACAGCAGAAGCGCAUCUUCCACUCCCUUCGACGACAGGCACACUCGCUAUGCAUAUCCCAUGACGGCAUUGAACCUGUCGGGCUAUGAGAUGAGCAAUCCAUACGGUCCACCACCAUUGAUGGUUGGUCCGGACGGCUUUGUCGGCCAGUACUACCAAGCCUCCGCUCAAAUGGGCCCCUACGGCGACCAGAUAAGCGACAUCAGGUAUGAGCGGAUGGACGACCCAUUUCCACCAUAUCAACAACAACAACCAAACAACAUGCUUGCAGGCAUGCCCCUAGGUGGCCACCACGAGCUCUUGACUUCUCAACCACAAGCCAUGCAGAACAACUAUUACGUCCAAAACGACAUUCUUGACCCAAGGCUAGGCCAGUAUGGUGCGGACUACCAAUUGCUCUAUGCGGAUGAAGGCGCCGACCAGAGUCAAAAGCGCACAAUCUCUUUCGAGCAGCCCAUGUCUCAGAUCGGAAUGGGUUAUCAGCCCGAAGCAUUUCAUCCGGGCUUGGCCACUUUGACGGAGGAACACGAUAUCUGGGGCGAUUCAGGAAAUAUAGGUGGUGAUUUUGACUCGGAGUUUCAGAAAUUGGGUUGA
Messenger RNA from Exophiala bonariae, 1470 nucleotides. RefSeq lists its product as uncharacterized. The record is from RefSeq and is a predicted model, not a curated record. Gene Ontology annotation, molecular function: RNA polymerase II cis-regulatory region sequence-specific DNA binding; DNA-binding transcription factor activity, RNA polymerase II-specific. The coding region runs from base 1 to 1470 and encodes 489 amino acids. Gene Ontology annotation, cellular component: nucleus. Gene Ontology annotation, biological process: regulation of transcription by RNA polymerase II. NCBI's taxonomy places the organism in Eukaryota, Fungi, Ascomycota, Eurotiomycetes, Chaetothyriales, Herpotrichiellaceae. The transcript has 3 exons.